CGUUUUUGACAUUUCGCUGUCUAGCCGUCGUCGCCGCUGUCGUCGUUAUCGCAGCUGAGUCUUCGUAGGUUGUUCGUCAUUGAUUUUUUAUUUUUUCCAACGCAGUUCCGCAAACGGCAGUGAAAAAAUUUUGUGUCUUUCAAAUAAAAUUCCCUAACAUCAUAAAUUGUUGCAAUUAAUUGCAAAUUUGUGGAAAAUUUGCAAUUAUGGGCGACAAUGAGCAAAAGGCGCUGCAAUUGAUGGCUGAGGCCGAGAAGAAAUUAACGCAGCAAAAAGGUUUUCUCGGUUCGCUUUUUGGUGGUUCGAACAAAGUUGAAGAUGCCAUCGAGUGCUAUCAACGCGCCGGCAAUAUGUUCAAAAUGUCCAAAAAUUGGGCUAAAGCUGGCGAAUGCUUUUGUGAGGUAGCCAAUUUGCAUUCACGUGCAGCUAGUCGUCAUGAUGCCGGUGUGGCAUAUGUUGAUGCCUCCAAUUGCUACAAGAAGAUCGAUGUUGAGAGCGCUGUGUCUUGCCUACUAAAGGCAAUCGACAUCUACACCGAUAUGGGUCGUUUCACCAUGGCAGCAAAGCAUCACCAGAGCAUUGCUGAAAUGUAUGAGACCGACCCAGGCACGCUGGCCAAAGCUAUACAGCACUAUGAACAAGCUGCUGAUUACUUUAAGGGCGAAGAAUCGGUGAGUUCAGCCAAUAAAUGUAUGUUGAAGGUAGCGCAAUAUGCCGCACAGCUGGAAGAUUACGAAAAGGCCAUCAAUAUAUAUGAGCAGGUGGCAGCUUCAUCACUGGAGAGUUCACUGCUCAAAUAUAGCGCUAAAGAGUAUUUCUUCCGUGCUGCAUUAUGUCAUCUGAGUGUGGAUCUGUUGAAUGCUCAACAUGCUAUUGAAAAAUAUGCACAGCAAUAUCCAGCAUUCCAGGACUCGCGUGAAUUCAAGCUCAUUAAGGUGCUCUGCGAACACUUGGAGGAGCAAAACAUCGAAGGCUUCACAGAAGCGGUCAAAGAUUACGAUAGCAUUUCACGUCUGGACCAGUGGUACACCACAAUAUUGCUUAGAAUUAAGAAAGCAGCCGAUGAGGAUCCCGAUUUACGAUAAAUUUAUCAUUAAUAUUAAUUAUAUACACAAAAAGGAAAAGAAAAAGAAACAAAUAAUUAUUCCAAAUAGUAAACGUAUAUAAAAAGCAGCAUAAAAUUUAAACGUAAACUUUUUAAAUUCCACAUUCACUUGUCCGAAUAUUCAAUAGUUAUACAUACACACAUAUAUAUAUACAAUUUAUUUUUGUAACAAACAACUAAACAUAACCCCAGUUAAUUAACCAAAUAUAAAAGAAAAGAAUUUUUAUUUUAUUUUAUUGACUUUAUUUUAUUUUAUUGAAACAAAAUAAUUUUAUUUUCUAAAAACAGUUCAACACACUUAUUAUUUUACAAAACAGUACAAUAACAAGAACACUACAUACACACACACAACUUACUUAAUAUAGAGACAGACAAACAGUUACCAAUAUACAACAGCCAGACAGUUACCAAAAUUGCUAAUGUUUCGUAUUAAAACAUAACGUGAAAAAUAACCAACAUUAUUACUAUUAUUAACAAUAAUGGCAUGGAAGCAAUACUAGCUUCUUAAUACCAAAAAAAAAAAACAAAAAUAAACAUAUUUUAUUUUAAAAUUUCAUAUUGUGUAAUGCUAGAAAUGUUGUAUAGCAGCUACACUAAAAGAAUUGCCUUGCGACAAUAUGUAUGUAGUUAGCGGAAUAUAAAAUGUAUGGAAAUUGAAAUUUUUGCAUAAACAACAAGAGUGCGCUAAGUGCGGAGAUUGCAGAGAAGUGAAUAUUGAAAUUAAUGAAAAGCUAAAUGGAAAGUGCGCUAAAACAACAACAAUAAAAUUGAUGAAAUAAUAAAUGUGUGAAAUAUAAUUAAUUGCUCUUAUUAACUAUGACUGCUAUGUGGCAUACAACAAAAACAACAACUUAUAGACAUGCAACGCUGAGAAAGCAGUGCAGUGAAGUGUAGAAAUCUAAACUAAUUGGUGAAUGCGAUGCGACGGUUGAAUGUAUGGAAAUGAGAAACAUGCUUGAAAUAUGCUGUUAUGUAUAAUUAAAUUGUGUUUUUUUACUUAUAUACUAUAUAUAUAUAUACUGUUUUACAUUGAUAUAUAUAUAUACUAAAAUGAGUUCUUCAUUUAUAUACUAUUUUCACAUUAAAAAAAAUAUGUUAUAUGCACGCACUAUUUGUGUUUGUUGUAAAAAUAUUUUUUAUAUAUUAUACUAUUGUGGUUUUUACUAAUUUGUUAUUAUAUUACAGUUACUUGUUGUUUGUUGUUUUUCUUAUUAACUUUUGUAUUGACUAAUUUUCAUAUUAUUUUCAAAUAUACUUUUUGCUCAAGGCUAACAACUUUCAAAAUAUAUAUAUACAUAAAUAUAUAUGUGUUGCCAAAUUAAUAUAUAUAUAUAUAGAGAGUUAUAUGCAUAUAUAUGUACUAUACUCGUGGUAGCGGUUCAUGUUACAUGUUUCAAAUGUUAAUUCAAAGUUAUAAAGCGUUAAUUGCAAAAAUUUGAAAAAAAAAGUUAAAGCUGUAACUUUUUGUAUCAAAUUAUGAAAGAUUCAAUAAAAUAUUUAUGUAUAUGUAUACUAACAACAACAACAACAAAGAAAAAAACGUAUAUGUACCACAUAUUUAAUGGAUUUAUUUAGUUAAAAUGCAAUUUAUAUAUUCUACAACUUGGUAAAUGGAUUUAUUUAGUUCAAAUAUAAAUGUGUUAUAAAAGCAAAAUAUAACAACAACAACAACAACAACAAAUAAAGCAACACAAUAACUGUGUGUUAGAGGAUUGGUAGAUGAUUGAUGAUUGAUAAGCAGAAAAGUGAGCAGAUUAUAAGCGUAGUGAAGCGGGGAGAAAGUGAAGUUAAAAUAAAUAUGAAGCAGAUAACCAUAACUGUAAUGGUUUAUUAAAAAAAAAAAAUAUAUAUAUAUAAAUACAUAUUAAUUAAUAUUUAUGUAUGUAUUAAAAAAAAUAUUUAUAAGCAAACUUGGUAAGCUGGCCAAUAAUUAGUUAAGCUGAAUACACUGAUUCUUAAAAAAAAAAAAAAGAAAAUAUAUAUAUAAACUGCACCAAAAACUUAGUUUAGUAAAAAACUAUAUGUUUAUUAAAAAAAAAAUUGACGAAACAUAUUUUACUUAUAAGCGCCAAAUAAUUAUAAAUAAUUGCAACAAAAUGCAUGCUAUUUAAAAGUAAUUACAAAAAAAACUUAACUAGAAAUAUUUAACGCAUUGACUAACUAAAAACAACGCGCAUAAAAGCAUAUUUAUUAAAAAAAAAAAUACAUUUUUGGGGAGUAAACUUUGACGUAUUAAAAACUAAUUAUUUUAUGUUUUAUCACAACAAACAUUAACAAUGUGUAAUUGUUUGUUGAUUUCUUUGAAAAAAAAAAUAAAAAAACGUUUACUAUAAUCAUUAUUAAAUACCAAACAAAAACAACAACAACAUAAUCAACAUUUUACUUUAUGCUUGAAUUACAUAUUUAUGCCAAAACAUAUUACCCUAACCUAAAACAAAUUACUUUAAACUUAACUAACAACAUUUAUGCAUAUAUAUAUAAACAAAUAUAUAUGCUGAAAUUACUAAAAAAAAAACUAAAACAAGCAUUAAAUUGCAACAAGAAAACAACAACUGACAACAACAACGUCAAAUUCAAUUGUUGAAAAGCCAAAAAAACACAAUAAAUGUUACAUUAAAAUCAUUUGUAGUGAAUUAGUAGCGAAAAAAAAGUAAAAUCUUUAUUAGUAAAUACUAACAAAAUAUAUAUAAAAUAUAAUAACAACAAAAAAACAAAAAUAUGAAAGAUUUAAUGCCGAGAAGAUGUAAUGAUUUAUUGUUCUUAUAUUUAAUAACACAUAAGAGAUGUUUAAAAGCAUGCAUUCAAGUAAACAAAAACAGAAAACACACAAAUAAGUAUUUAUUGUAAUUACAAAAUAAAAACAAAAACAAAUCGAAGAAAUGUAGGAAAACGUUGAAGAAAUACCGAGAUUUGUAAAAUCACAUUGCCACAUUAGUGAAGCAGGAGAGUAUAGAAAUGAGCGGAUUGGUCAGCGUAAUGCAUGUCAGCUAAAAAAAGAAGUAAAAUAUGCCAGGAGUUUGCAAAAGAGGCACAGCAGUUAAUAAGAGCAAUUUUGAAACAGAAAAAUAUUGAAAUAAAAAAACCAAAAAUACAAUUAAAGCAUGCAACAAGUAAAGAAGAAAGAGAGCCUAAAAUGAUUGACGAAAAAAUAAUUAAAAGCUGGUCAAAACUAUGCAAAAUAAAAUAAAAAAAUAAUUGACGAAAGAAUAUGUCAAAAACCUAAAGAAUACAACAUAAAAAAUUGUAAUAACAUACGAACAAAGACAUUAACCAGCCAAGACAAUACUAAAACUUGUAAAAGGCAAUUUUAAGCAAGGAAAUAUGUGAUUUAAAACAUUUCAAGUUUCAAAACUUUUCGAAAAUACGCAAAAACACGUAAUGUAACACUAGUAAUGGUUAAAAAAUGUCGGAAAAGCAUACAAAAAGGUUAUAUGGAAAAUGAAAAUUUUCAAAACUUUUCGAAAAUACGCAAAAAUACCGAAUAUGUAACUAGUAAUUGCUAAAUAUUUUCGUUCAAAAAUGCUGUAUGGAAAAUGCAAAUUUUUGGCAACGAAAUAUGCGAGAUAGAUUUUCAAAACUUUUCGAAAAUACGCAAAAACACUUAAUGUGACACUAGUAAUGGUUAAAAAAUGUCGAAAAUGCGUUUGGAAAUGUUAUAUGAAAAAUGCAAAUUUGUAGCGAUGAGAUAUGCGAGAUAGAUUUUCAAAACUUUUCAAAAAAUACGCAAAAACACAAAAAUAUGACAUUUUUAAAGGCUAAAAAUUGUCGAAAAAGUAUUAAAAAAUGCUAUGUACUUGCAAAAAAUAUACUAGAAGCAUUCAAAGUGAUUAAAAAGUAUUUAAAAUCGUUUAAAACAAUAUAAGUUGUUUUUCAAAAACGCUCAAGUUGUUUUCAAAAGCCAAAUAAGUAUUUGAAAACUCAAACUUGGCGCACAAAACUGCUUGAAAACGUUGAAAAACUAAAAAAUAACAAAAAAUAAUUGGUUUUGAAAAAAAUAUUUACGCUGUUUUACUUAAAACAGUGACAAUUGCUUCAAAACCGUUUCAAAUGAUUUUAAAUACUUUUUGAAAACAUGAAAAAAAAACUAAAAAUGUUACUAGUAUUGUAAAAAUCGUAAUAUGGCGUUUAAAAUGUCUCAAAACAGUUCAUAAUUUUCGAAAAACUAAAAAGCAACUCAGCCACAAUGAUUUCAUAACAAUUAACAACUAAAAAAUCUUUUUGAAUGCGUUUGAAACAUGUCAAAAAUCUUUCAAAACUUUUCAAAAACCAAAAUUUGUGUAAUUCAAUGAAGCAAAUUGUAUUUGCAACUGUGUAUUUGAAACAAAAAUUUGACUCAGCUGCACUUGAGCUACACGAAAACGCAUUCGAAACUCAAUGCAUAUAUGCAAAAAUGUCAAAAGCGCAACAAAAACGGACAGUUUAUUAAAUGCUUUGUAAACGGCUUAUAAAAAAUACAUAAUAUAAAAACAAAUUACAUAACCGCACAUUUUCAAAAACACAUUAUAAAACACGCACUCUUAUGUACCAUAGCUAAAAUUUCACUUAUGCACAGAAGCACUCUGUAGCCACUGACGAUUUUUUGAAAUACAACAACAACAAUGCAAAUAUUGUGCGAAAGUAGUCUAAGAUCUAGAUUUUAGACUAGAUCUAGAACUUAGACUUGUUUUGUGCUGUGCUGUUUAUUGGAAAGUGUGAAUUGCAUUGACUGCAACAGCAAAAAAUAUACUAAAAAUACAACCCUGCAUUUUUUCAUAUUACAAUACAAUAACAACUCGAAAAACACUGCAGCUAAAGGGCAAUUGUUGCAAAUAUAUGUACAAACACUAUACAAUUUUCAAAUUCUAUAAUUCUCUGCAACUUUCAAAACUAAACUUUGAAUCAUUAAAAAAACGUGCAACGCACAUUACGAAAACAAAAACAAAAAGCAAAAUAUAUAUAUAUGUAUUAAUUCAAUUUAAAUAUAGAAAUUUGUCAAAUUAAGUAGUAGAAACUUGCACCAAAGCGCAGCAACAACACAUACAACAAAAAUGCAAAAAUACAAAAACAAUAAUAAUAAUAACAACAACUGCAUCACACACAACGACACAUACAAUUUCAAUUUCAUUGCUUCAUAAAAAUUCAGUAAUUUUCAAAACUUAAAAAAUUUGUGUGUGCGUAAUUCGUUGGAAAUCAAAUAGUUGCAACAUUGAACACUACACUGACCACUAAAAAAAAUCAGGAAGUAUUAAAUGGUAAUUUAAAAAAAAAAAUAACAAAAACCAAAACAGUAGCGCAACAAAAUUUAGUAAAAUUGAAGUGAAAAAAAACACGAAAAUCUUUAUGUCACCGCCGUUGAAUUGUAUAAGUAUAUUAAAAAAAAACAACAAAAAAACAAAUAAUAAAUAAUAAAUAAUACUUAAUUAAUUAAUAUGUAUUAAUGAUUAAUGUAUGGCAUUUAAAUUGGUGGUGUUCAGAUCGAAUGAGUCCAGUCAAACGUCACGUUAAGUGAAACGAUACGAAAAUUGCACGGCAAAGUAUUUUCCUUUUGAGAAUUGUAUGAAUUGUAAUGUUGAAAUAAACAACCAUAAAAAACCAAAAAAAA
Zeugodacus cucurbitae (melon fly) is the source of this 6686-nucleotide messenger RNA. RefSeq names its product alpha-soluble NSF attachment protein (gene alphaSnap). The coding region runs from base 207 to 1085 and encodes 292 amino acids. Gene Ontology annotation, cellular component: vacuolar membrane; SNARE complex. The record is from RefSeq and is a predicted model, not a curated record. Gene Ontology annotation, molecular function: syntaxin binding; soluble NSF attachment protein activity. The transcript is spliced from 6 exons. NCBI's taxonomy places the organism in Eukaryota, Metazoa, Arthropoda, Insecta, Diptera, Tephritidae. Gene Ontology annotation, biological process: SNARE complex disassembly; intracellular protein transport.